GAAACCAGCUCCCCCACACCGCAAACCAGCGAAUCGCAGACCACGCCCCACUGCACUCACUCAGGCCAUCUCUUCCCUUCUCGUGACCGAGGGAGAGAGCGAGCAGGCAGGCAGGCGGCAGGGAUGGCUGGCCCGAGGCUCGCGACGCUGGCGCUGGCCGUGCUCCUGGCGGCGGCCGUGGCGGCUCCCCCGGCGGCGGUGCGCGCGGCCAUGUCGUGCAGCACCGUGUACAACACCCUGAUGCCGUGCCUGCCGUUCGUGCAGAUGGGCGGCGCGAUGCCCCCGCAGCCGUGCUGCGGCGGCAUCCGCAGCCUGCUGGCGCAGGCCAACAACACCCCCGACCGCCGCACCAUCUGCGGCUGCCUCAAGAACGUCGCCAACGGCGCCUCCGGCGGGCCCUACGUCACCCGCGCCGCCUCGCUGCCCAUCAAGUGCGGCGUCUCCCUGCCCUACAAGAUCAGCACCGACGUCAACUGCAACACGAUUAACUGAGGCGUCCCGGGCGAGGAAAAGGAAAUGCAUGGCGGAGAAUAAAUAAAAAAAGAUGCUGCAAGUAGUAUUUAAGAAGCUGGAAUGAACUAGUAGAUCGAGGUGUGGUUGUCUGUAGCUAGUCGUCGUCUUUGAUGGUGUUUAGGAAUCGUCUGAAGAAGUUCCUCCUCCUGGUGCGUCGUGGAUGCUCCCGCGAGCAGAGUAGUCAUGAACCUGUGUGUGCGCGCGCUUCUGUGUACCGUGUCUAUGUAUUUCCUCGAGUCGAAGUACCUAUUAUUGCCGUUUCA
This is a messenger RNA of Panicum virgatum (switchgrass), 776 nucleotides long. Its product is annotated as non-specific lipid-transfer protein 1-like. The transcript has 2 exons. Gene Ontology annotation, cellular component: membrane. Gene Ontology annotation, molecular function: lipid binding. The record is from RefSeq and is a predicted model, not a curated record. Lineage: Eukaryota; Viridiplantae; Streptophyta; Magnoliopsida; Poales; Poaceae. The coding region runs from base 124 to 492 and encodes 122 amino acids. Gene Ontology annotation, biological process: lipid transport.